ACAAGUGACAUUUCCCUGCUGCUGAGCGUCCAGCAAUUGUACACACAUCACAUCAGUGCAGCUACUACAGAAGGCAUGAAAGAGGAGGACAUCAGCAGGCGCUACAGAGAUUAACAAAGAAAAGUGUGACAUCAGUGGUCCCAGAAUGGGUAUACAGGGCAUGGAGAUUGAAGCUUCUAUACAUUUAGUGCCACUGAGCCAUCAAGUGGGAGGUCACACAAGCAUGCUGGUCUAUGACAGUGAAACAGUCUGCAAGCCAUUGGUUUCCCAAGAACAAAGGUUCUAUGAAUCACUGCCAAGAGAGAUGAGAAAUUUUACACCCAAAUAUAAAGGGAUUAUAUCAGUGUCACUGAGGAGGGACAGUCGUGGGCAUUUACAUUUUAUUGCUAAUCCUAGCCCUAAUUCCUGUUCUACAACAUUUGAUACUUCUAUGACAAUGUGGCAUAAGGUCAAACAGCAGAUGAGUGUUGGUGCAGACUUGGAACAGCGCACCAGAAAGCAGAGUCACAUGAAGACAGCUAUUAUGGAGAGCUGUUCCAAGUCAUCUUAUAGAGCUGAGAAGUGUUUCCAUUCUGAAGUCUCAUGCCACAUCAGCGGCCCUGGGCAAUCUGGAAGCGAACAAGUUUACAACCCAUGGGGGCUUCACUGUCAUCAACAACAUCUGUCUCGUAUGUUCUCUGAGUGCCACCAAAACAAGUUAUAUAGGUAUCUUCUAUUGGAGAAUGUUACAUCUAAGUAUGUUUUUCCAUGCAUCCUUGACUUAAAGAUGGGAACCAGGCAACAUGGAGAUGAUGCAUCAGAGGAGAAGAAAGCUCGACACAUAGAGAAAUGUGCUCAGAGUACAUCUGCAAGUCUGGGUGUUAGAAUAUGUGGCAUGCAAGUGUACAAAGCAGACAAUGGCCAGUUCCUCUGCAGAGAUAAAUACUAUGGAAGGAAGUUGUCCCGUGAAGGUUUCCGUCAGGCUCUGUAUACAUACCUCCACAAUGGAUACCGUUUGAGGUCUGAUCUGUUAGAACCCAUUAUUUUUCAGCUAAAAUCCCUUAAGUCAGUGCUUGAGACUCAAGGUUCAUACCGAUUCUACUCAAGUUCACUUCUUAUGGUCUACGAAGGAAAAGACACAGAUGUCUGCUUACAGAAUAUGGGAAUAUCAUCAGCCUGUCAAGGAACCAGCCAUGGUAAGGUAGAUGUGAGAAUGAUUGACUUUGCUCACACUACUUUUACAGACUCUAGAAACAGUUUGACAGUCCACGAGGGGCCGGAUCAUGGAUACAUUUUUGGCCUUGAAAAUCUUGUGAAGAUACUUUGUGGUAUACGAGACAGUGAACAGCAAUAGCAUGGUUGAUGGGAUCAGCAGGCUUCAAUGCAACAUAACAGUAAUAAUCCCUUUGACACAUGAUGCUAAAUUACAAACACUUGCAUAACAAAAACAGCUUUGUAUGUACAAUUCCAAUAAGCAUACUUAUUGGAUAUUAUAUGUUGCCAAUUUUGCAGAUUGUUUAAAAAUGUUUAAUGAAACUGAUGGAGAAGCAGUAAUACAGGCAUUAUCUACGGAACAGAAUAACCAGUGAUAUGAAGGUUUAAAAAUAACGAAUUAAUGUAUUUUAGUUUAUUAUUAUAAUUAAUCUACUUAGUCUGCGAUAAGUAUUUUGUACAUAGUUUACUGUGAGGGGUUACAGUCGUUAGGUCGAGACAACUUAGGGCAACACUCAUUAGGUCGACCAUUGAAGGUCGACAAUGCCAUUAGGUCGACAUGGCCGUUAUGUCGACAUGUACUAGGUCAAAAGGCCUACAUGAGUUUAUCACUUUUUUUUCUUCAUGUUUUUAAAAAAAUUUCAUACUUACCGAUCCACGUGGACUACGAUUGGAACGGUAAUCUGUGCCGAGCGAAGUGGUAGCGGAGCGAGGCACCUUGCCCAAAGCAUGGCGAGCAAAGCGAGCCAUGUGAGGGGACACGGUGCACUAAUUGGGGUUCCCCGUCACUUUACGUAGAAAACGACACCAAAAACAGUCAAAAACCUCAUGUCGACCUUUUGACCUGUCAACCUAGUACAUGUCGACCUAAUGACCAUGUCGACCUAUUGUCCAUGUCGACCUAAUGCAUGUCGACCUUCCAUGGUCGACCUAAUGACUGUUGACCUAAGUUGUGUCUAUCCAACGACCCAAACCCACUGUGAGAUUUAAAAAUUCUACACUGAAAUUUUGUUUUCUAAUGUUUAAAAUGUUUAAUGACCAAUAAGUAAAUUAUGGAAUUUGACUGUAUUUUUUGCAAUCUGUUGCAUGGUUUGUUUGUUAUCUGCAAGGAAAAUAACACAUUUCAGUUAUUUGGGCACUAACAUAUGAGAACAUAUAAUAUAUAACACACUAUAUAUACACUAUAUACUGUACCACACAUUAUCACACACUAUAUACUGUACCACACAUUAUCAUAUUAAUCACUUCAUACCUGUAUUUGUAUUCUGUUAUCUCUGUAUAAUGAUAGUUCUUGCAUAUUAAUCAAACUGAGCUCCUAUGAAUAAUAAGACAGAAUAAAUUCUUUAAU
This is a messenger RNA of Pseudophryne corroboree (corroboree frog), 2539 nucleotides long. It is a transcript of the gene IP6K3, whose product is annotated as inositol hexakisphosphate kinase 3. Gene Ontology annotation, cellular component: nucleus; cytoplasm. The record is from RefSeq and is a predicted model, not a curated record. Gene Ontology annotation, molecular function: inositol hexakisphosphate kinase activity. Gene Ontology annotation, biological process: phosphatidylinositol phosphate biosynthetic process; inositol phosphate biosynthetic process. The coding region runs from base 146 to 1333 and encodes 395 amino acids. Lineage: Eukaryota; Metazoa; Chordata; Amphibia; Anura; Myobatrachidae. The transcript has 6 exons.